UAUCGAGACAAAUUCAAUUUGCACCCAUUGUUUUCUCAUUUAUAUAUAAACAGCCUCCUUUGCCAUUUCUCAUCUCUCUCUUUCUCUCUCUCUCUCUCUCAACGAAACCAGACAGAAGCUGAAAGAGAGAGAAAGAAACAGAAAGAGAGGGAGAGAGCGUUGGAGAGAAGAAAGAGUAAGGCACCAAAGAAAGAGAGAGAGCUAUAAUAUUUGCUAAACAAGUCUCUCUUUCUGUACCUAUUCUCUCUCUCUCUCGCAAGAUACUCGGUCUUUUCACAUUUUUUUUCUCUCACUUUCUCGCCAAGAUGAUUUCGCUGAAUAGAAGCUCUUUCCUGAACAAUACUGGGAUAUCAGGGUCUGGUAGCUACUUUAUCUCUCGGGUUCAGAGAAAAGGUCCAGUUUCGGUGAGAGUGGUGGCUUUGGGCUCAAAUGGUCGUGCUGGUGAAGGAAACGCAGCCGUUUUGGCAGAGAAGAACAAGUUGAAGGAAAUGAGAGAAGAGUCAGAGUCACCCUCGUCCUCAUCAACCCUGAUUGAUGACGUGGACUCCAAACCCACCGUUGCUGGUGGGGUCCGAGAUGUGUAUGGUGAGGAUUCAGCCACCGAGGACCAGUUUGUCACACCUUGGAGUGUUUCUGUUGCUAGUGGUUAUUCUUUAUUGAGAGAUCCACACCACAAUAAAGGGCUUGCCUUCACUAUCAGAGAGAGAGAUGCCCACUUUUUACGUGGCCUUCUGCCCCCAACAGUUGCUUCUCAAGAUCUUCAGGUAAAGAAAAUGAUGCACAAUAUCCGCCAGUAUCAAGUUCCACUACAGAAGUACAUGGCCAUGAUGGAUCUUCAGGAAAGAAAUCAAAGGUUGUUCUACAAACUUCUCAUCGACAAUGUUGAGGAGUUACUCCCAAUUGUCUACACUCCCACUGUUGGUGAAGCUUGCCAGAAAUAUGGGAGCAUCUUUAUGCGCCCUCAGGGUCUCUUUAUUAGUUUGAAAGAAAAGGGGAAAAUUCUUGAGGUUUUGAGGAAUUGGCCUGAGAAGAAUAUUCAAGUCAUUGUUGUCACUGAUGGGGAGAGGAUUUUGGGGCUAGGAGAUCUUGGCUGUCAGGGGAUGGGAAUACCAGUGGGAAAACUUUCCUUAUAUACUGCACUUGGGGGAAUUCGUCCUUCAGCUUGCUUGCCAAUAACCAUUGAUGUGGGUACAAACAAUGAGAAGUUACUGAAUGAUGAGUUCUACAUUGGACUCAAGCAAAAGAGGGCUACCGGGCAGGAAUAUGCUGAACUUCUAGAUGAAUUCAUGAUGGCAGUCAAGCAGAAUUAUGGAGAAAAAGUCCUCAUCCAGUUUGAAGACUUUGCAAACCACAAUGCUUUUGAUCUGCUUGCAAAAUAUGGCACAACACAUCUUGUUUUCAAUGAUGAUAUUCAGGGGACGGCUUCCGUGGUCCUAGCUGGGCUGGUUGCAGGACAGAAAUUAGUUGGGGGAACCUUAGCUGACCACAGAUUUCUGUUCCUUGGUGCUGGAGAGGCUGGUACUGGAAUAGCAGAACUCAUAGCCCUUGAGAUGUCUAAACAGACAAAGGCCCCACUAGAAGAGACACGCAAGAAGAUUUGGCUUGUGGACUCUAAGGGAUUGAUUGUAAAUUCCCGCAAGGAAUCACUCCAACAAUUCAAGAAGCCCUGGGCUCAUGAACAUGAACCAAUAAAGGAACUUGUGGAUGCUGUUAAGGCAAUUAGGCCAACCGUGUUGAUAGGGACUUCAGGAGUAGGAAGAACAUUUACUAAAGAAGUGGUUGAGGCUAUGGCCUCCAUCAAUGAGAAACCUAUUAUUCUUUCUCUUUCAAACCCAACUUCACAGUCUGAAUGUACUGCUGAGGAAGCUUAUACAUGGAGUCAGGGUCGUGCCAUUUUUGCUAGUGGAAGCCCAUUUCCUCCUGUUGAAUAUGACGGGAAGGUUUUCGUGCCUGGCCAGGCAAAUAAUGCAUACAUCUUUCCUGGACUUGGUCUGGGUCUAAUAAUGUCUGGUGCCAUCCGUGUUCAUGACGAUAUGCUCCUGGCAGCCUCGGAAGCUUUGGCUGCACAGGUGAGCCAGGAGAACUUUGACAGGGGUCUCAUAUACCCUCCAUUCACUAACAUCAGAAAGAUUUCAGCUCAUAUUGCUGCUAAUGUAGCUGCCAAAGCUUAUGAACUUGGUUUGGCUACUCGCCUUCCCGAGCCUAAAGAUCUGGUGAAGUAUGCAGAGAGCUGUAUGUACAGCCCUGCCUAUCGAAAUUACCGGUGAAUUAGUAGAAGUUUCUCUAGAACUUGUUGUAUGAAGUUCACCAUAAUCAUAUAACCUUUCAUUGUCAUUUGUCAAUUUCAUUUUGGUUAUUUUCAUUUUUUUGAAGCCUUUCUCCCCCUUUUUUCUAUCCUAUAAGUCGGGUGGAUGAAGGAAUAGGGUGGGUGCUGGUAGUUGCAUUACAGGUAAAAUAUAGUUUGGAAAAUGUUGUGCACUGUUCAAUUUAUCAUUUUACAAGAAAUAAAAAUUCAAAAAUUUCAAAUUA
This is a messenger RNA of Quercus robur (English oak), 2529 nucleotides long. Its product is annotated as NADP-dependent malic enzyme. Gene Ontology annotation, cellular component: chloroplast. Gene Ontology annotation, biological process: pyruvate metabolic process; malate metabolic process. The transcript is spliced from 20 exons. The coding region runs from base 306 to 2267 and encodes 653 amino acids. Gene Ontology annotation, molecular function: NAD binding; malate dehydrogenase (decarboxylating) (NADP+) activity; malate dehydrogenase (decarboxylating) (NAD+) activity. NCBI's taxonomy places the organism in Eukaryota, Viridiplantae, Streptophyta, Magnoliopsida, Fagales, Fagaceae. The record is from RefSeq and is a predicted model, not a curated record.